Syngnathoides biaculeatus (alligator pipefish) is the source of this 3133-nucleotide messenger RNA. RefSeq names its product calcium activated nucleotidase 1b (gene cant1b). Gene Ontology annotation, biological process: proteoglycan biosynthetic process. Gene Ontology annotation, molecular function: UDP phosphatase activity; calcium ion binding; GDP phosphatase activity. NCBI's taxonomy places the organism in Eukaryota, Metazoa, Chordata, Actinopteri, Syngnathiformes, Syngnathidae. The record is from RefSeq and is a predicted model, not a curated record. The transcript has 5 exons. Bases 8 to 1444 code for a protein of 478 amino acids.
GUGGUUUAUGGACUCGAGGAGCAGGAGGGCGUUCAAAAAAGUCGCCUCGAGGCAGCAGGAAAAAACGCUUAUUUUUAAAAAGAAAUACUUGACUAAAGAGUUUGAUGAACAGCGACAUGGAGAUGAACACCGACGUCAGGCAGUGACAAGAUAUCAGCCCCAUUCCGAAGCAGACAAUGCGGAUGAAGGCGAUUCUUCUAUGAGCACUUUCGGCAUCGCCAUCCGAGGGCUCCCCUCGGCGCUGUCAUCCAUGACGCAAGCUGUGACCUCGGACUCCCGCUGCAAGCCCAAAUGGCGGGCAAUUGCUGUGGCCACCCUGCUGGCUUCAGUGCUCGUGUUGUACCUUCACCGCGUGAGACUGGACGGAGACGCUCCGGUCAGCCAUUCCUACCGCAACAGUUUGCAAAUGUACCGGCAGAGUGACGGCAACGCUUUUCAGGACAUUCACAGGCAAACUAUGCCGAGACACUCCCAGCUGCAGAAAAGGGAAAAACCUUACAAUGAUACCUACCCUCUAAGUCCGCCUGUGAAGACCAACAACGGCAUCAGGUACCCCAUAGGAGUCAUUGCAGACCUGGACACAGCAUCGCGUCGCCCGAAGGACCAGACGUGGUUCAGCUACAUGAAAAAGGGUCACUUGACUGUUUCAGAAAGUGCCGACCAAUUGGAUGUGGAAUGGGACGAGGAGAUGAUCAUACUGGAGAGUCAUCUCGCGGAGAAAGGACGAGGUAUGGAGUUGUCUGAGCUGGUAGCAUUUAAUGGGCAUCUGUACAGCGUGGACGACCGCACGGGCGUGGUGUACAGGAUUGAGGGCAGGCAGGCGGUCCCCUGGGUCAUACUGCCUGAUGGCGAUGGAUCUGUUUCUAAAGGUUUCAAAGCGGAAUGGCUUGCAGUGAAAGACGAGCACUUAUAUGUUGGUGGUCUUGGCAAAGAGUGGACCACCACCACUGGGGAGGUUGUUAACCACCACCCAGAGUGGGUGAAAGUCAUUGGUUACGAUGGUGACGUUGAGCAUAAGAACUGGGUGGCCCAUUACAACGCCCUGCGGAGCGCCGCCGGGAUCAAACCACCAGGCUAUCUUAUCCACGAAUCUGCAGCAUGGAGUGAGCGGCUUCAACGUUGGUUCUUCUUGCCUCGCCGCGCCAGUCACGAACGCUACGAAGAGACCGCAGAUGAGCAGCGUGCUACCAACCUACUGCUGUCCUGCCAGGCGGAUUUUAGAAACAUAGCGACGCAGUACAUCGGGCCACUGAACCCCACGCACGGCUUUUCCUCAUUUAAGUUUGUUCCCAACACAGAUGAUCAGAUUGUUCUGGCUCUCAAAUCUGAGGAGGUUGCUGGCCAAAUUGCAUCCUACAUAAUUGCGUUUACUCUCGACGGACGGGUGUUGUUGCCCGAGACAAAAAUCGGAGACGUGAAGUACGAAGGCCUGGAGUUUAUCUAAAAAUGAGAAGGCCGCCAUUUAAUUUUGUGACAAUAACUCCUCCCUUUAUUGACCAUAAUAAUGAAGAACGAAAGCCCAUCUUAUCUAAUUAAGGCACACUGGUACACUUUAUUAUAGUUAUCAUAAAUUAGCACAGAGAAAUGAUGCAUCUCGUCUCCUGCAGGUAAACUCUGCUGGUCAGAGGCUCGGCGGACAGUCAAAACUUGUAUAACAUAAUGCACAAAAUAUUGAAUGUUCGUGAACUACUUGAAAUUAAUGCUCCUACUUAUAGCUUUGACUCUAGAGGCUAUUUUCAUAUUUAUACUGACCAGAUUUUAGAUUUUAUUUAGGAAGUCGUAAUGAAUCAAUAAAGCAAAAAAAGCGGAAGAGCUGUUUUAUUUAAAGAUUAACUAUUAAUAUAUAUUUUGUAUCCAAGGCACAAAACUAAAUAAAUGUAUCCCCAAUGUGAAAUUAGUAACGCACUUGUUUCUGAUAACCCUCUUUCCCGUCAUUAAAAAAAAAAUCGUUUUCAUCAUCUUUAUACAAAUGUAUGGAAAGUGUCCGAUUUUGACGACUUCAGCUUUUUAAAUACUGUUAAUAUCCAAUGGUAUCUUUUGGAUCUAUUGUCGCCACUACCGACUAACUUGAAUUAAGUAAGUAGUUUUCAAGAAAAUAUUUUCUAUCAGAUGCAUACAUGUUUGGAAAAUAAUAUAAGUCUAAUGAAAUUGGCAUUUGCCUGGCUAGCUACACUCCUAAUGGAGCAAACAAAUUGACAAUAAUGCUAUUUUAAGAGGUGGAAGUUUUCAGCAAUAUGAGGAAAAAAGGUGGUACACAGAAUAUUUUGUACAGUGUCUUGGUAAAAAGAAUUUGCCUCCCCAUCCAAAUCCAAUCAUGUCCCCGGCCACAGUUGUAUGAAAUCAAGCACGUAGGCAUGGAGACUCGUUUCACAAACAUUUAUGACGACAGAAUGUGUUGCUCUUGGGAGCUCAGUGAAUUCCAGCAUGGAAUUGUGUUAGGAUGCCACCUGUGCAAAGUGCAGUUGUGAAAUUUCCCCCCUCCUAAAUAUUCCACAGUCAGCUGUAUUGUAACAAAUGUGGAGGGAUUUGGGAACGACAGCAACUCAGCCACAUAAACUCCCAGAGCGAGGUCAGCCACUGCUGAGGUGCAUAGUGCUAAGCGGUUGUCAACUCUCUGCCAAGUCAAUGGCUACAGACCUUCAAACGUCACCAAGAGCAACCCGAAGCGUCAGGCCCAGUGGUCUAAAUCGCACUGCCGCUGGACUCAAGAGCAGUCACGCUUCUCCAUCUGAUGGAUGAGUCUAGGUUUGACAGUUGCAAGGAGGAUAGUACUCAUCUGACUGCAUUGUGCCAAGUGUGAAGUUUGCCGGUUUGCGGUUGUCCUUCAAGAGCUGGGCUGGGGCACUUAGUUUCUGUGAAAUGAACUCUGAAUGCUUCAGCGCACCAAGAGUCAAUUCCAUGCUCCCAACUUUGUGGGACCCGUUUGGAGCUGGCACCAUCCUCUUCCAGCAUGACUGCGCAGCAGUGCACAAAGCAAGCUCCAUCACGACAUGGAUGACAGAGGCUAUUGUGAACUGAUGCAUAAAGUCCUAAACCUUGUGGACAGCCUUCCCAGAAGCGUUAUAGCCGUUACAGCCGGAAAGGGUGGACUGAUGUCGAACUGAACCCCAAUAAAUUAGAAACCACUUGUUCA